Myxocyprinus asiaticus (Chinese sucker) is the source of this 7312-nucleotide messenger RNA. RefSeq names its product polycystic kidney disease 1 like 1. The transcript has 46 exons. NCBI's taxonomy places the organism in Eukaryota, Metazoa, Chordata, Actinopteri, Cypriniformes, Catostomidae. Gene Ontology annotation, molecular function: calcium channel activity; protein binding. The record is from RefSeq and is a predicted model, not a curated record. Gene Ontology annotation, biological process: detection of mechanical stimulus. The coding region runs from base 1 to 6882 and encodes 2293 amino acids. Gene Ontology annotation, cellular component: membrane.
AUGUCUGUUAUGGCCAUUGGAUACUUAACCUUCUUAAUGGAGGCAGUAUUACCUGCUGCUGGAUUGUAUCGUUUAGAUGUGAAUGUGAUCAACAGUAUUUACACUCAAUCUACCAUCUGGUGGAUCAGAGCAUGUCCCUCUGGGGCUGAGUACUUGAAUCUCAUGUUGUCCAAGAGAGAUCAGGAUAUCCCUUCCUGUGCCCCUCUGUCCACAGAAAUAGAGGAUAGGCAGCAGGAAAAAGCUUCCACCAAAUUCAUCCACAAUCACAAGCGAGGUGUUUGGAUCUAUUCUGACAAACAGGCCUAUGCAACGGAGGCAGACGUUACAUUUGUGGCAGUAACAGAAUUGCCAGAUCCACUAUAUUUUCACUGGCGGUUUGGGGAUGGACCAGAAAUACAAACAACAUCAAGAACCUUCACAAAGAGAUAUCAUGUCCCAGACAAGUACAAUGUCACUGUCCAUGUGUCUGUUGGUCUUACUUCUGUCAGCUCAGAUAUUUAUCCUGUCAUGAUUCAGAGAGCAGUGCUGCCCAACAGACUUCUGUUCAGUCCCUCAGUGUUAUUAAACAGCUCUGUGAGCUUCACGUGCAGGAUCAGCUCAGGAACUGACGUCUUCUAUCUCUGGAAGUUUGGAGAUGGCACAGAGCGAGAUGGAUCAAACACUGAGCAUCAUGUUUUUAACAGAACUGGAGAGUACAUAGUAGAGGUAAUUAUGUUCAACCUGGUGAGCUCAGCCUCUAUGACAGGGCAAAUCUUUGUUGUUGAAGAAUCAUGCCAGCCUCCUCCCGUGAAAAAUAUGGGCCCAAACAAAAUACAGGUGUGGCGUUAUCAGAGUGUGCGUCUUGCGGUGACCUUUGAGACACAAAUUCAGUGCAAUGUCUCCAGGAGUCUCUUGUAUAAAUGGACUGUAUAUGACUCAAGUGGACAGCAAUUGCUUCUUCCACACACAGAAACAGAAAGGCAAUAUAUUGAACUGCCAAAGUAUAUCCUUCAUUAUGGAACAUAUAAAGCUAUAGCAAAGGUCCAGGUGGCUGGUAAUGUGGUGUACAGUAACUACAGUGUUUUAAUUGAGGUGAUCCUCAGCCAUCCUGUCAGUGUCAUCAGCGAAGCCACAAAUAUUUUCAUCAAUCGUCAGAAUGACACCAUCGUUACUCUGGAUGGACGAAAAUCACAUGACCCAGAUUACCCUAAUAAUACAAUAAGUUACAGUUGGUCAUGCAGGCCAGUAAACACAGAAGAGAGCAGCUGCUUCAACAGGAACAUACUGACCACUUCAGCAGUACUUACAUUUCCUGCUCAUGUCUUAAAGCCUGGCUUUGACCUGUUUAAAGUUACUCUCACUGUGUACAGUGGGCAUCGAUCCUCCUCAUCUGAGAUGUUCAUCAGUAUAACAUCAAAAGUAUCCCGCAACAUUCAUCUGUCUUGUAAACCGUGUCAAGAAAAUGCAUUCAACUGGAAUGAGCAGUUUUCUGUCUCUGCUCUCUGUGAAAAUUGUGGUUAUGAUUCAAAAAAUGUCACCCAUUACUGGAAACUGUACCUGGUUAAUGCCUCAAGCAAAGUUGUUACAGAAGUCCCAUUCUGCAGCAUUAUGGAUCUAGAUUUUCCCUCUAAAAUGGAGGAUAUCUUUCAUCCAUCCCAAAACCCUGUUGUGACACCUUACACUCCAGCCCAUCUUUCUGAGCUCUCUGUUCCAGUGUCUCUGGCUCCCUCUCUUUUAUCUAAUGCCAUUGACCCCACUGCUUCAGUUACACAAGAUGCACUGACUCCAGUGAUACAUACAAAACCUAAUGUACACUUUCUAACUGCAAGUCCCACAACAAACACAUUCAAGCACGCAGCACUUUUGACCACCACACCGUCGCACCCUCUGUCCUUCCUUACAGAUGCAGAGUCUUCCGGGUUUCAGUGGGAGUACCAGGGGUCUCUACCACCCGCAUAUGGAGUGUCAUCAACUGAUGUGAUCUCUGAAUAUGAUUACUAUAAUUAUGGAAUUGAAGAGGCUGAUCCUGGUGUCCCAAUCGGCAGACCAACAGAAGUUGAUUCAGUGGGUUUUAGUUGGAAUGAAGAUUCAUUCCCUCACUCUCAUGACCAUGAGGGUGAUAACCUGGUGGACCCCAGCCUGCUUGACCAUGCAGUAUAUGAGAAAACCCUGUUGGAUCUGCACAGACAGCCAAUCCAUCCAGCUGUGUUUGAGUCUUACACUCUCACAGGAUUAUCCUCCUGGGUUGUCACAUUUAAACCUUUCAUGCUGAAACCAAAGAGUCUCUAUAUGCUUGAGGUGUUUGCAAGUUCUGGGGAGUGGCUGUGGGGGAAAAGUCAGCUGUUCUUCCACACACAAGCUGUUCCUGAGGGAAUGAGCUGCCAAGUGCAGCCCAGCACUGGCUUUGAAAUCCACACUCAUUUCAGUAUCUUCUGCUCCUCUGGAAAAGAGGAUCUCCUGUAUGAGUACAGUUUCAGUGUGGGAAACAGUCAGAGGAGAGUUCUUUACGAAGGUCGAGAUUUCCAACACUACUUUAGACUACCUAGUGGAGAUCCUAAAGAUGAUCACAAAGUUACAAUCUAUAUAAAAAUAAAGAAUAGAUUUGGAGCACCUACCAAACCAUGCCCUGUGACAGUUACUGUCCUGCCAAGCUUUCAGAGAAACUCAUCCUCUCAGCUCAACCCUGAUCAAGAACUGUAUAUAUAUGGAAUUGGUAACUUAACUAGUCUAAGUAUCAUCAGGAGCAACAGAGACAUCCUCAGCUUCAUUUCUCUUCUGAGCACAGUGCUGAACCGCCUGAGUUUGGACCAAGAGUCCUCUGUUGAGCUUCUGACGCUCACACGCACCGCCCUCAUUUCAGCUGUCUGUGAGCUGACCAUCACUGACCAGGGAGUUUUAUUUGAAAUAAUUUCCAGGCUAACUGAUUUGAUACAAAUAUCUAGUCAAGUGACUUUGGACAGUGCAAAACAAGUAACCCAGCAUGUUCAAGGCAUCUUAUCCCUAUUUCAUGAGUCUAAACUUCCAGCAGGCAAUAUAGUGGACAUUGGGAUGGUAAAUGCUCUGGUAACUCUCCUGUCUGGUGUCUUGGAAGCUUCAGUGCUUUCUUCCAGACCAGGACCCCAACUGAUCCACAAUGCUCUGAACACCAUCUCUGAUUUAGUGCUGAGAAAUAUGCUGUCUAGCAACGUCACACAGUACAGUGUGAGCACCAGUUUUAUGGAAUUGUUAGCCUGGAAGGACGACCAAUCUUAUGCUAUGGUGAAAACAUUUGGCCUCACCACGUUCCACCUCACUGAUUUUCUGGAGAUGCAAUUUCACCAAUGGAGCAGAAAUGACCAACACAAACCUUGUGUUAUUACUUGGCUCACAGUGUACAAGCAGAGCCCAUACCGCUGGACUAGAGCCUCCAUGCAGCUCAGUGGGGAAACAGCAGAUAUUCGGCUCUACAACUGCACCUCUCGGAAGGAAAUCAAAGUGCGACACCUGUCCACACCAGUCACCAUUGAAUUUGAGAGGAAAGAGGAGAUAAAAAGUAGACAUACAGAGUUCACUCUUCUGCAUAGUCAGGUGAACACUCAUCAGUUCAACGUCACACCACAGAUCCUCCAGAGGGCCCUUCAGAUCACUGUGCGAUUCAACAGGCCAGCUGAACGUCCUUUCCCCAUCCUGCUACUUCUCAGGUUGUAUGAUCAGCCAACACCUAAUCUGUACAACAAACAGAAAGUAUAUUCCUGGAAAGGACAGACUGCACACAUCUUCCUCCAUUCAUCUUCUUUGCAUGCUGCUGGCUCCGUCUACCUGAUGCUGCUCAGUGCAGAUUAUAACAAAAGCCCAAGUAACAAAUACAUUGCCAAUGCAGUGAACUACACACUAGACAUUGAGUCUGUGGAGUGUUUGUCCUGGGACAGUGUGAGAGAGUGGAAACCAAGUGGAUGUUUUCCUCAUGGUGGGGUUUCCCCAAAGAGGAUCCUCUGCAGCUGCAACCACCUGGCAUCACUUGCUGUAUCACAUCAGAGAAUAAUUAACAGCUACAAGUCUGCAGAUGUUUCACAGUUCAUCCACUCCAAUACCAACUACACACUGAUAAUUGUGUCAGUAAUAUUCCUGGUUCUCUAUAUGGUGAUGCUGGUUAUCUGUAGAAAAGCUGAUGCUUCUAAACAGAACCCUACUGGCUCAUUCCUGCUACCAGAAAACAAUCCAUCUGACCAGUUCCUCUAUGCUGUCACCAUAGAUACAGGGUUUAGAUCCAGGAUCAGGAUGACAGCAAAGGUUCACAUUGUUCUAUAUGGAGAAGAAAGUGUCUCUCAAACAAGGGAGCUCAGCAGCCCUGACUUAAAAGUUUUUACCUGCAACUCCAGGAGCACUUUUAUUUUCAGCACUCCGGAGAGUCUGGGUCGAGUUUGGAAGGUGCACCUUUGGCAUGAUAAUGGAGGUUCUUCUCCCAACUGGUACUUGAGUCAUGUGGUUGUAAGAGACCUGGUCAAGGGUUCCUGCUGGUUCUUCCUGGGCCAGUGUUGGCUGGCAGUGGAUGAGGGAGAUGGAAAAGUUGAGAGAAGUCUCACUGGAUCUGAAUGCGGCCUGACAUUUAAACAGUUUCUAUAUUUGAAACUCACAGAGUACCUGGAGGACUUUCAUCCAUGGCUUUCUGUCUACAGUCGCCCGUCUUACAGCACGUAUACACACGCUCAGCGUUCAAGUGUGUGUAUGCUGCUUCUGCAGGGCUACAUGUUUGUCAGCGCGGUGCUCGUAUAUCUUUGGGAGGAACAGCACUUCUUAGAGAUGGGCCUUAUUGAUGUUUCGCCAGUCUCCAUGGUAACAGGCCUGUGCAGUAGUCUCGCUGUGAUGCCGGUAGGGUGUCUGGUGUCCCUGGUGUUCCGUGUCAGCAAGACAAGCAGAUCCAAAGGUGUGUCUGAAGAGCAAUAUAAAAUCAAAGUGCCUCAAAUCUACUCUGUAGAAGAUCACCAUGAUGCACUGAUGAAUGAUUGUGCAUUUGAGUCUUAUAUGUCCAGGAAUACAGUCUCCCAUGGGACUCAGGGCUCAUGGACAAAGGAAAAUAAGUAUGGUACUCCGAAUCGGAAAACAUCUGAUUCAGUGUCUGCAUCAAAACUGCAAGGGGACUCUGACUCCAUCUUUGAGAUUGUAGAAGAUUCAUUGCCUGAUGUCAACAACAGAUCACAUGACAAAAGCAAAUGGAAUCAGUCUGAUCUCAGACCAUGCACCUCUGCAGAAAAUCAGCAGGUUUGUGGUGGCCAAAUUAGAAGUCUUCGAUCCUGGUGUUAUUAUGUGGGCUGGACCCUCUGCCUGUCCAUCUCUCUUGCAUGUAUCAUCCUCACUGGAACUCUUGGAAAAAAGUUCAGCAAGACAAAGAGUCUUAUGUGGGUUCAUUCUGUGUUCUUUUCUUUUGUCUGCUGUGGCUUUGUAUUGCAUCCAGCAAUGAUACUUAUAAUAGCAAUCAUAGUGUCUCUGAUGCAUCGGAAAAAAACAGAUUGGUUCCAGAGUCUGAGUACAGGAGCUCUCAGUGGCGCUUACUCUCUAAUUGGAAGUCCAGUCAUUAGAAAGAUUGAGAGCUCAUAUAACUCAUCAUGCCAGAUUUUAAACUUGAUGGACAAGAACAACAAUAGAUGCUCUAUAGUACACUCUGUGGGUGCAGAUUUGAACUCCAGCUCUCACAACCAAUCUGUCUCAAAUGCGCACUUCCUUUGUGGAAAAUUUAGGUGUUACGACAAGGGAAAAAUAGUGAGCAUCAACUUGGAAAAGACAAGGUCCAAAAUGGUGAAGUUGAUUAAAAACCUUCAGGCAACUGGCUGGAUGACUCCAUUCACCCAUAUUGUAAUGAUCCAGUUAAUCUUAUACAAUGCACCCAGUAACCUCUUCACAUCAACCACCAUUCUAUUAGAGCAAACCCCAAUAGGAGCCCUAAUACCUUCAGUCAGCGUACAGUCCACCAGACUGUACCAUUUCCCUGCUGUACUUGACUACUGUGUUAUGACCUGUGAGGUGACAGUGAUCAUCUGCAGUCUUUUUCAUUAUAUCUGCUCUGUGUACCUUUUUGUGCUAAAAACAGAGAUGAUACAUUUUCUGCAGAGAGGAGAUUUUAAAUCAUAUGUUGAUUUAAGUCCCAUCUUCUUGUGUGAGCAGCUUUCUCAAUCACUCCUUGGUAUUGUUGUGGGCUUUCUACUCCUGAAAUGUGUGCUCUUUCUACGGCUAAACAAAGCAGUGGCAGCAGCUGUGUCUACUUUGAAGCAGAUCUUCUCCAACCUGCUUUGUUUACUGGUAUCUGGUGUUAUAGUUGCAGUGGCCUUCUCCUGUUUGUGGACCCUGAUCUUUCAUUCAUUCCCAUCUACUCUCAGCAGCUUCAUGAGAUCUGUUUAUUUAGUCUACACUCGCUCCUUUAGCAUGAGCCGCUUCAGUGAAAUUGAUCACCAAACAAAAGUUCCUCUGACACUUUACUUUGGAGUUUUAUUUUGCACGAUGAUUCCACUGAAAGCCAUGGUAAUUAGCACCCUUACCAUUUUUGCGAAACAAACAAAGAGGACUAAAAUGAUAAAGCAUCUAACCACUAUCUAUGAGUUGAUCUCUUAUGUCAAAGAUAUGGCUUUACUUCUCAUUGGCAAAGGAAAUCACAAGACUGCAGACCAUCCUGUCCACACAACGAGCUUAUAUUUGGCAGAGUUUGAGGAUCUCAUGGAUGAACUGUUGUUUCAUCUCAGUGCCAUGUCAGACAGUCUCCACAACACCCUCCCAGUCAAAGAAAAUUUGUUUGAAACCCAGAGCAAUUUCUCUUUCCUAAUUUCUCAGCAUGGCCAUAGCUCAGACUAUGAGAGUGCAGAUUUUGAUGUGAACUGUUUGAGCAGCCAGAAGAUGAAACACAGACGACACAUGGACAUGAGUUGUGUCUCAUAAUUAUCAUAUGAGGAAAACACAUUAAGGUCAUCACUUGAUUGCAGAAUGCCACAAAUCCAAGGAAAAACGCAGGUGUGGAGCCUUUCAAGAGGGACAACAGAUUUCAAAAACCACGUCAAAGAACCUCUCAGAGAGUCUGAAAAAUCCAUCGCUUCUUCAAGCAAGAAGACCCAUUGUGCCUCAGAUGAGUGGAAGGGCAUUGUGUGUUCUAAAAAGAUACCUGACCCAGUCAGGAUGGGAGAUACCAUGGCAAUGUUCCCAGAGGUCAAGGCCCCACACAAAUUAAAAGGCACACUGUUCUAAACACUCAGCCUUCCAAAGUGAUUAUGGGUCAGGCAGCCCAAGGCAAUGCAACGGGACAGUCAUAUGUGUUUAAUGUAUUGCCCAUUGAGGGAAUGGACAAUUAUACUAUGGAAGAACAAACAAUUAU